Molecule: messenger RNA, 321 nt
Organism: Penicillium diatomitis
Lineage: Eukaryota; Fungi; Ascomycota; Eurotiomycetes; Eurotiales; Aspergillaceae
Product: mitochondrial 54S ribosomal mL53 protein
Exons: 1
Coding region: 1-321 (106 amino acids)
Source: RefSeq, a predicted model, not a curated record
AUGUCCAUCCCAAUUCACACAAUCACCACCUUCCGCACAACAUUCAACCCCUUCAGCCAAGCUUCCCGCCCCUGCCGUCUCGUCCUCUCACUCCUCCGCACGCCGGCCUCCGCUUCCCCCGCGAGCCCCCAACACAUCGACAUCAAGGUCAAGCAGUUGCCGCGGGGUUCGACGGAGCAGCCCUCUAUGACCGUGGGCUUCAAGGGCGGAAAGGAAGUUACGCUUGAGGUGGGCAAGCGCGGUAUGAAGAUCGGUGAUGUGGUGGAGGAGAUCUCUCGAAUUGGACGGGCGAUGGAGCGCGAGGCGAGUCUGAAGGGCUAA